Molecule: messenger RNA, 3746 nt
Organism: Oncorhynchus mykiss (rainbow trout)
Lineage: Eukaryota; Metazoa; Chordata; Actinopteri; Salmoniformes; Salmonidae
Gene: lcor
Product: ligand dependent nuclear receptor corepressor
Biological process (GO): regulation of transcription by RNA polymerase II
Cellular component (GO): nucleus
Molecular function (GO): DNA binding
Source: RefSeq, a predicted model, not a curated record
AUGUGCGCGUCCGCGGGAGGGCCCGGUAGAAAAUGGCGAGUCUGUGCAAAAGGCAGCAAUGCACGAUCGAGAGGCGCGGCUUUCGGCAGGAACUUGACUCGUGGCGACACAAACUCAUUCACUGUGUAGGGUUUGAAAGCAUUUUGGAAGGGCUGUUCGGGCCGGGACUAGUCAAAGAUAUUACCCUUUUUCAAGAUUGCGAGCCCGAGGUACUGUUGGAUUGGUCGUUUGAUGUAAAUUGUCUCUUUUGCUGCUUAAGACGAGAGAAAGUCAAGGAACACUUGGUUGGCAUCACUCCCCAGGUCUUAUCAGAGUCAGAGGACUUGAAACAGGACACGUCCAAAAUCAACCGCCUGGAGAAGCAAGCCGAAGAGUUCCUCAAUGCUGUCUUCUACAGAAAGGCAGACCUCCCAAGCUUCUCGGACCCUCACAUCCCUCUAGUGGCUCGUGAGAUAAUGCAGCGAAUGAUCCGUCAGUUCGCUGCCGAAUAUACCUCAAAAAACAGCUAUUCUCAGGACCCCCCCCAUCACCCCCAGCCCAACGGCAUCAAGGACCAAAGCCGCCUCCUGCCGAGAGCGGCCUCUCCAGCCCCGGCCCCCCUCGCUCUGCCGGGGGCGUCCAGCCCCUCGUCCCCCGCCCCGGGACCGGGCCUCAGCCCCGCCUCCGCCUCUGCCUUCGCCCCGGACAGUGGGAACGGAGCCGGUAGUAACUGUAGUGGUACCGGUGCUGCUGCCUCUGCACAGAACCCCGUCCUCAGCAAGCUUCUCAUGGCCGACCAGGACUCUCCACUGGACCUCACCGUCAAGAGGCCCGACCCCACAGAGACCAAAACAGAGGAUGGAGUCCUGGACCUCUCCACCAAGAAGGCCCACGGCACCAUCCUCAAAAACUCUCACAGUUACACCCUGUUGCCCACAGUGAAGGGGCGUGCCCUGAGAGUUGAACACUCCUUUCGGGACGUGGAGGACGAUGACAUGCUGCCGAGAAGCUUACAGGACGGGCUGAGGGACAGCUACGUCAGUUCCGCCCCCCUCAAGCCCCCAUUGGCCCAUUCGCUGCUUAUAAAGGAGGAGCUCCUCAGCCAGAAGCACCGCCUCCUCGGCCAGCCUCCAGCUCUCUCAUUGGCUAGUCUGGAGGCGGCGGGGCUUCUCAACCACGGGAACAAAGGGAACCACGUGGAGCCCCACCCCCUCCUGGCACGGGACGGCUCUCCGUGGGGUUCCUCCAGUGGUAAAGCCCACCACCACCAACUGGACAGCCUGCUGAGGCUGAAGCAGGCCAGCGCCAUCCUCUCAGACCUCCAAGACCUGCCUCUGUUCUUGGACAACCACCACCACGGGGCGUUCUCCUCCAAGAGCUCCUCCGGAGGUGGCCUCCGCCACCACCAUGGCUCCACCAAGACCCACCAUGAGGUGGUGGUUAAGAGGGAGCCGGGAGGCCACCACUCCCCGCCCGUGGACCUGAAGAUCCCCCAGGUGAGGGGCAUGGACCUGUCAUGGGACUCCCACGCCUCAGACCUGUACGGGUACGGGGCCAUGGUGGUGGGCGCCGGGGGCCACGGUGGGGUGGAGAAUGCUUUGAGCAGGAAGCUGAGGGUCAUCCUUCCCAAGCAGAACCGGCGUGCCGGUAGCCUGAGAGGCAGCCUGGGAGGUUUUCUGGAUGGGGCGGCAGACUACUGGAGCUCCGACGUGGACCAGGGGACCUCCGGGCAACCAUACCCGACCUCUGACCCCGAGGGCGACCCGUGCUCUAAGCAGCCCAGGAAGAAAAGGGGGCGCUACCGCCAGUACAACAGCCAGAUCUUAGAAGAGGCCAUCGGCAUGGUGAUGGGCGGGAAGAUGAGCGUAUCCAAGGCCCAGAACAUGUACGGGAUCCCUCACAGCACACUGGAGUACAAGGUGAAGGAGCGACUGGGCACACUGAAGAACCCUCCUAAGAAGAAGCUCAAAUUGACCUUGAGGAUGGGAGGACAGGAUUCCGCCGCCGAGUCAGAGACUACACCAACCGCGACACCGCGAGAGGUUGCGCCACCGGAGGCCGCCGAUCUGAACCACGAAAUGAAAAUGGAAUUUGAAGAUUAACUGAGAAACAACGAUGACGACGAAUCCUCCCUUUCCUUAUAUAUGUAUAAAAAACAUCUUAACAUUAAGACUGAAGUAAUUGGAAACAAAUGGAGCUUUAUUUGUGCCAAUUUACUGUUGCAGUAUCUGGGUGAGCACAAGCGCAGGGAUAUGAGGAGGAUUCUAAAACAAGCUGGAGAUGAAAACUAAACCAAUCGGCUGGUUCUGCGGUUGUCGUUUUGACACUGCACAUUUGUUUAGCUUUUAUAUCAAGCGGCGAAACAAAUGUGUCAAAAGCCACGAGUGACGUGACAGUUAUUAAUUACAGUUUGUAAAGCAUGUUGAUUAUCCCCCCCAAAACCCAAAACUCCCCCUAUUCUGAACUUGAUACACUGACCCUGCAUUGCUUUUAAAUGCAGUCUGGGCUGCGGAAUAUCUCAACUUUGGGAAAAAUUAGAGGGGGUUAAAAAUGAACCCUUUUGAACAUACUAUUAUGGUCCCCCCCUCUCUCAUUUAAGUACUAGUACCAAUUGGUAAGUGAACUGUCUCCUAUGUUUUGAACCAACUCUAAAACUAGUAAUGUCCCAGGAAGCUCUCUCACCAGGAAGCUGAAUCAAAACCGCAUUAUUUCUAUCGCCAGGUAGCCAUUUCUCUUUAACAAACGCAAAACUUUCUUUCCUCCUUCGAUAUUCUGCUACUCUUUAAAAGUGAACGAAAGCAACAUUGGCUGUGUCCUUUUUAAGGUAAAGACACAAAAUAGUCAAUCAGGGAUGCAUGUUCGUAAGUUUUAGUAAAUAACUACUAAGUUUUUGAAUAUUUUGAAUGUUUUUUUUGUUUGUUUUAUCUUCUUUUGUUUGGCUUUCUUUUGCACUACACUUUCAGUCUGGCGCUCACCGGCGCCGCCCAGUGGUGACAGACCAGGUUACCUCGGCAUUGCUGUCCUAGCAUCAUGCACUUAAGGUCUGUCAUAAUCCCCGGCCAACUGCGCUCCAGGUACAAGUUACCCGUAGCCACAGAUCUAGGAUCAGUUUACCCUGCCUUAACAAUUAGGGGGGAAACCUCAAAACUGACCUGAGAUCAGCAUGUAGGUGCAAUUUUAUAUCUCUGCUGCUCUCCUUGAGAGAGCUCCUCAACCUCAACGGUGGUAGGUAAAUGUUGCCUCUAACCACUGAUCCAUAGUCAGAUGUCUUUUUUAUUCCCUUAUUGCUAAGGUUUGGAUUGGGGCUUAGUGAUCUGAUCCUAGUUCAGUGGUUGAGCGCAACUUCUACCUCAAGCACCUGCAACAAGUGCAUCUGUUCCCAAUCCCGAUCCUAGGGAGCUGUAGCCAUCUCUGGUUUUCAUUCCAACCAAUGACCUCAUGCAUAUGCGCUCAGCUAAUUAGUGGGCGGGGUUCUCCUAACACCAUGACAUCACAUGGAGUGAUAACCACAUGCAUUGUAGCUCUCCAAGACCAGGAAGUGGAAACAUUGCUGCUACAACUAUAUUAUCCUGUACUGAGCGAAGGUUUUACCAGCCUUACUGUCUCUAAACACUAAACAUUUCAUAAAGUUUUCUGUUUUAGAAUUCUAACUAAGUAAAAGCUUCUUAGUUGAUGAGUUUUGAAAUGGCUCCUCUCAUUCCCAUGUGGUUUUAAAAUGUUCAAAGGUAGUUUCAAAGGCAGUUUAUUACGACAAUGUGCAUUUAUAC